AUGGAGGGCUUGACAGGCGGGGCCAUGCUGGCGAUGGUUUCCACAGCAAUGCUUCCGGAAGCAUUCAAAGGUGCUGGAGACAAAGCCGGGCUGCUGUUUGUCUUGGGUUUCGGCCUUUCCGUGUGGAUUACCUGCCUGGGCUACCGCUUCGGUAGUCCACAGCAGAUGGCAGUGGAGGUCUUCUGA
Messenger RNA from Symbiodinium natans, 186 nucleotides. The record is from the annotation of a GenBank genome assembly. Lineage: Eukaryota; Dinophyceae; Suessiales; Symbiodiniaceae.